AUGAAUUUCACUCUGACAUAUCAGAAUUUCAUCACAUUAUCUCCAGAAAUUCGUGAUUGGGUUUUAAUCCCUUUACUCAUUGUUACUGUGUGUUCUAAUUACCUUCGAACUUAUAUAAAUAAUUAUCUUGGUGGAGAUGAAAAGCGUACUCCUCGCUCUCAACAGGAAGCAACUAUUCUUCAAAAAGCUCAACUCUUUUGUGAACGACAUUUUGUAUUAUUCUCUUCUACAGUAAAGAAAUUACGUGCUAAAUUCACAGAUGUUGAUAAUGGAAUUUUAAUGAUUCAAAAAGCUCCAACUGAAGAUGGAGUUCCAAACAUGCCUCAAAUGGAUCCAACAAGCAUGCUUGGAGGAAUGAAAGGAAAUAUGGUGAUGAUGAUCAUUCAAAUAGUCUUAAUGACUUGGAUCGGAAGCAUGUUCGAUGGAUUUCUUGUAUUAAAAAUGCCCUUCCCAUUGAGUUAUCGAUUCAAAUUAAUUACCCAACAAGGCCUUGGAGGAAUGGAUCUUGACGUGUCUUAUGUUAGUAGUAUGAGUUGGUACAUUUUAAUUUUUGCUGGUGGAAGAUAUAUCAUUCGAUUAUUUGAUUUAAAUGAUAACGUAAUGGAUAUGAAUGCUGCUAUGGGAAUGGCAAUGCCAACUGGAAAAUCAAAUCCAAUGAGUGCUAUAACAGGUGUUGUGAGUAGUUUUAAUAGUGCUGCUGACAGUAUUAAUAUGAUUGACCAUGAUGACAAAUGUUUGAUGGAUACUAUUGAAGACGAUGUUAUGAAGGACUUAGGACUAAUUACUGAAACAAAAACCCAAAACAAAUUGAAGAAAGAUUAA
Molecule: messenger RNA, 822 nt
Organism: Entamoeba dispar SAW760
Lineage: Eukaryota; Evosea; Mastigamoebida; Endamoebidae
Exons: 2
Coding region: 1-822 (273 amino acids)
Biological process (GO): protein folding in endoplasmic reticulum
Cellular component (GO): EMC complex; membrane
Source: RefSeq, a predicted model, not a curated record